UCAUUCCACCUUUGCUGAGCAGCUGCUCUUGCGAUUGCUGCUACAGCUACUUCAUUCCCCUCCCCAGAAUCAGAACCCGGGGCUUUGGGCUUUCCAAUGUUUAUUGUUCACUUAGUUCUUCCUUCGUGCUUCCACGGUGGGCAGGAACAGACGUGUCCCCCUGCGCAGAGAUGGGGGGCAGCCGGGGGGCUCCUCUCUGCUCGCCUCUCCUCUUCCAGCCGCACGCACAGGCAGCGACGGGACCGAACCGGGGCACGCUCCUGGCCUCUCCCCCUCGGCAGGGAGCUCUCAGAGCUCUGCAGGGCAGGCAGCACAGCCCCACCCGCACCCCAGCACGCUCCCACAGCCUGCUGGCACGGCCCCGCAGCCCUGCGCACACACCCGGGCACCUUUUCGGCAGCCUGGCCCAGGCCUGGGCUCCGCAUCCCCUGCUGCCCCCCCCCAGUGACGCACCGCCCAUGUCACAGCAGGCAGGGGGUGCCCCAUGGCACAAAGGGGCGGGGACGGCCUUGGCCCCGGAACGCUGGCCCCAACGGCAGUCGGGCAGUUGGGCAGCCCUGCGAUGGCUGCCCGUGCUGACGGGGAGGCUGCUCGGCCGCCUGCUCCUGCGGCUCCAGCCUCCGCUCUGGACACAAACUCAACCAGAGGAAUUCAGCUCCUCUCUCCUCUCCCCCAGGCCCUCACCCCAAAUGGCUCUCAGCGCCCUACAGGACACUGGCCGAACUAAACCACCGCACACUCCUGGCCGCUCCUUUCCAGCACUGUGCCGGACAAUUGUCCGCGCCCUACGGGACAGCCAGAAACACACGGCGAUGGGACCAGACCACGGCACACUCCUGGCCUCUCUCCCCUUGAGAACUCAGCAGAAGAAGAUGCCAACACUCUACAGGACAGGUAAGACCCAGAGUUGGACGGCCUUGGUGUGAGGCUGGGAGAGCCUCGUGCAGGGAGGAAGAGAUGGCUUCCAGUGCUGGCAGGGGGUGGCUGCUCGGUUUGUCGCCUCCUCUGUUACAGCUGGACACACUGACAGUGAUGGAAUGAAGCCACGGCACACUCCUGGCCUCUCUCCCCUUGAGAACUCAGCUGGAAAAGGUGUCAAUGCUCUCCAGGACAGGUAAGAUCGCCCCAACCCACACCCACCGCUGUCUCACAGCAAGCAGGAUGGUGACACGAUCGGGCCAGGAUGGCAGUAUUCACUCCAUCAGGAUGACGGGACACCGACGGAUGUGGUGAGACGCUCGAGACCCUCGGGCAGAAAGGCAGGGGCUGUCCAUGGUCACAGGGGGAUGCUGCUCCGUUUCUUCCUUCUCUUCUUAAAGCCAGACACACACAGCGAUGGGACCAGACCACGGCACACUCCUGGCCUCUCUCCUCUUGAGAAGUCAGCUGGAGAAGGUGUCAACACUCUCCAGGACAGGUAAGAUCGCCA
This is a messenger RNA of Cygnus olor (mute swan), 1429 nucleotides long. RefSeq lists its product as uncharacterized. NCBI's taxonomy places the organism in Eukaryota, Metazoa, Chordata, Aves, Anseriformes, Anatidae. The transcript is spliced from 2 exons. The coding region runs from base 171 to 926 and encodes 251 amino acids. The record is from RefSeq and is a predicted model, not a curated record.